AAUCCGGCUCUUAUAGGAGCACAUUGCCUUGCCUCGCCACAUUAUCCGACCAAUCAAGCUAUCGAAGCAAUGGAGGAAGACGAAAAUGACUUGGCGAACGACAAGCAUGUGCUAUUUGCUCAACGCACAGUAGCCAAGAGAUUUCACACGAAACUCAUCACCCGUAUUGGCAACUUUCUGAACGAGAAGCCGAAGGCCGACGAUGUAAGGAGUAACAUAUCCGAACUCGAAGCUGCCCUGAGAAGAGUAGUAGCGCUCCAUACGCGCUACGCCAGCCGGCCAACUUUAUCAGAGGAGGAAACGGCAGCUGCAAUCACAUGGCUCGACAACGUUCAAGAUUCCAACGGGAGCUGUCUAAACCGAAUGAAGUCGUACCUCUCCUCCCUGGACCAAAAUUCAGCCCGGAAGGGAAAGAAUACAUCCGGUCAAUGGAGUGUAAGCCAGCAUAGAAGCCGCGCAGAUGAAGGCACAACACCGGACCUAAGCAUACGCUCACAUCAGCCACCGCUCGAUGUAAAUCUCAAUCUAGAAGCUCAAUUGCAACAAGCCAAGCAAGAUCACGAGCGCACACUCGCCGAGAAAAAAAGAGGAGAAGAAAACCUAAGCCAAAUUCAAGCGGCAAUCAAUCAGCGGGAUGGCGUCUGUCCAGAAAAUCUUCGACAACCACCCCAUCCAUUCGCCUCUACGCCUAUAACAUCAGCGGUUACAACGCAAGUCAACCAGCAGCCAAGAAGGUUCCUACAGUUCGAUACAACCACGCCUCACAGAGAGCAACAGUCGCCAUCAGCGCAGUACACGCAUCCAUCUUCAGGGCCAUCCAACUAUCCGCCACCAGCUCAUUGGCCAAAAAUAGCGAUUUCAAGAUUUAAUGGCGAUUGCCGCCGCUGGCCGGCUUUCGCCCAGGUGAUGAGAGCAACUAUAGAGGAAACUACACUACCAGACCUUUACAAAGUGCUAGCUUUGCGCGAGAACCUUACUGAAGACAUCCAGAAGAGAAUGGCGAAUCUUUUCAACGGCUCUUACACUUAUGCUCAAGCCUGGAGCGAGCUAAAGGACAAAUAUGGUGUGCCCGCAUUGAUUAUUCAAGCCCACAUCCAGCACUUGCAAAUGGUCCAAUCAUUCCGUAACGGCGAUUUCAAGUCCCUCGCCGACCUAGCCUCUCUCGUCCGGGAUGCAGUAUCUAGCGUAGCCGGAGACCCAAGCAUGAACGAAUUCACGCACUCAACGGUCGUCAACCAGCUCGCCACUAAGUUGCCUUUCAAUUUGCAACAGGACUGGGGACGUUAUGCUUACAAUCUACGUCCAAAGGUCUCUUCCUUAGCCGACUUUGACCGCUGGAUUGACGCCAUUGUAGGAGCGGAAGAGUUGCGCGGCGCCAAACUCAACAAUUACGUAACACCGAAGCAAAACCCGCCACCGCGCCCUGCACUACCUUUCCCGCCAACAAUUCUAAAAAAUUCCGUCGCGUUCAAGAUUCCAAAUUCCGUCGAAAGCCCAUCCGAGAGACCCAAUCGAGCAGACAACCAAUGGCCUGCAUGUCCAGCUUGCAGCGAUAACCCUGGCCAUCGUCUCGAAGCAUGCAGCAUAUUCCGAAAAAUGUUGCCGUCUCAGCGAGCAGCCCUUUGCGGAGAAAAUAACCACUGUUUCAAGUGCUUGCUUCCCGGACACUAUGGGCGAUCCUGCAGGAACACCGACGUGGCGUGUAAUGCCUGCCCCGGCAAGCACCACUCUCUCAUUCAUGGAGCCGAACGCGUUUUUCCUGGAAAGCCUCAGCGAAAAGAACCAGAACAAUGGAGAUUCAUAUCCGGAUCAAAAAAUCCCGCCGACGACUGCACGAGAGGAAUGUCCCCCUCCAAGCUAGAAUCUUUUUCUCAAUGGUUAGGUGGACCAGCAUUUCUGACGGAACCUUUGUCUCUCGAAUCAGGACAGGCCGAGCUACUACCACUCGGAACUAACGACACCGAGUGGUGCCCAAAAAGAACAGUCGGCCACGUAAAUGUAGAACCAAUCCCGUCCCAGCAAUCAGCGCCUAUUAACGAAAUAAUUCGCCACCACGAAACUCUCAACGACUUGAAACGCAGCGUAGCCCAGCUACAUCGCCCCGCCGAAGACAAAACGCCACUCCGUGCCGAUGAGUUAGACCAAGCGCUUACUUUAUGUCUGUCAGCAGCAUGUCGCGAAGCAUACCCUCAAGAAUAUGCCGCCAUAUUCGCCGGAAAGAACGUAAAAAAUACCUCUCCUUUACGAAAAUUGAAUCCGUUUAUCGACAAGAAUGGGCUCCUCCGAGCCGAAGGCCGCCUCAAACACGCUGAAAUCUCCCCCGAGGCUCGCAAUCCCGUAAUUCUAGGACUUAAUCACCACCUAACCACCCUCAUUAUAGCCGACGCCCAUCAGAAGGUACACCAUUCAGGUGUAGAAUGGACUUUAAGUGAGCUACGAUGGAAAUACUGGGUGCCCCGUGGUCGACGCCAAAUCCGAAAAAUGCUGUACAAAUGCCGCGAAUGUCGCCUGUCUCGCUCCCGUCCAAAACCGCCCAUUAUGGCAAGCCUGCCAAAAGAACGUCUUCAAGCAUUCUUACCAGCAUUUACAAAUGUAGGACUAGAUUUCUUCGGCCCACUUUAUGUUGUCAUCGGGAGAAAAACGGACAAAAGAUAUGGUCUAAUAAUCACUUGUCUCGCAACACGAGCUGUUCAUCUAGAGGUAGUCUGGUCACUAACAAGCGACGCUUUCAUCAACGCCCUUCGCCGUUUCAUAAGCGUCCGUGGAAAACCCGCCUCCAUAUUCAGCGACAACGGGACCAACUUAGUAGCAGGAGAAAAGGAAUUAAGAGAAGGAAUCGACAAACUCAAUUCAGAAAAGGUCACUACGCACGCGGCCGAGCUAAACAUCAAAUGGAAUUUUUCGCCACCGUCUGGACCGCAUUUUGGUGGAGUUUGGGAGCGGAUGGUGCAAUCCAGUAAGCGAGCACUCCGCGCAGUCCUCCAAGAUCAGUCAGUCACCGAUGAAGUACUUCAAACUGUGUUCAGCGAAGUCAUGUCCUUGUUGAACGGCCGUCCACUCACCAACGUCCAUAUGGACCCCCGCGAACCAGAAGCUCUCACGCCCAACCACUUUAUUCUCGGUCGUCACGAGCCCCACAUUCCACCAACCAUCACAGACGACUCGCACAAACUUACUCGCCGCCGCUGGAUGCAAACGCAAUUCAUCGUAGACCAGUAUUGGGCCAGAUGGAUGCGCGAGUACGUUCCAAAUUUAAUCGAGAGCCAAAAAUGGUUCCGUCCGACAAAGCGCCUCGAAGUCGGAGACGAAGUCAUCAUAAUCGAUGAAAACAAUCGGCGCGGAGAAUGGCCAAAAGUAAUCCGCAACCGGAAUAAUCGAUCCAUCGUGGUGGCCGGAGUGUUGUGCACCGGCACAAUGACAUCUGGCAACAUCGAAAGAGAAGAGGAUGAGAAAGGAGAGCAGCAGACGACGGGAGUGGAGAGUAAAAAACCUCAAGAAGAAUCACGUUUUCUCUCGUUCUGA
Daphnia magna is the source of this 3522-nucleotide messenger RNA. RefSeq lists its product as uncharacterized. The record is from RefSeq and is a predicted model, not a curated record. Gene Ontology annotation, molecular function: zinc ion binding; nucleic acid binding. Lineage: Eukaryota; Metazoa; Arthropoda; Branchiopoda; Diplostraca; Daphniidae. Gene Ontology annotation, biological process: DNA integration.